AUGGAUAUGGAGGCUAUUGAGGUUACGGUAACGAUGGUGGUUCUGGUCACAGGCCUUACGGUGGAUAUGGAGGCUACGGUGAAUAUGGAGGCUACGGGGGACAUGGAAGAUAUAGCGGCGAAAAUCAUUUUCACAGUUAAAUUCAGAACGAAAAUGGUGGCCGGAUUCUUGCAAAACGACCCAGAAGAUCCUUUCGAAAUUCGGGUUGGAGAAGGUGAUUGGUUUCAUGUGGAAGGGAGGCAACAGGGA
Molecule: messenger RNA, 249 nt
Organism: Mesorhabditis belari
Lineage: Eukaryota; Metazoa; Nematoda; Chromadorea; Rhabditida; Rhabditidae
Source: the annotation of a GenBank genome assembly